AUGUCUUGGAAACAUGCUGUGGUCGUACUGUUGUGCACCGUCAUAGGUGUCAAGGGGAAGGCUGUCCCUCCCCUUCCAGAUUUUGGAAAAACAUAUCAUGUUAAAGGUGUAAUCUCACUGCCUUAUGCUGAAAUCCUGGAGCCAUUUGAGGCCUGGUUGGACCUCGGUGCCAAGUCCAGUCGAAUUGACUACUAUCAUGGGCAAGUUUCAACCUACCAGCUGGGAGGAGAUCAGCAAUAUGGGACUUCCUACAAGAUAAGUCCAGAGACCACUGAGUCUGAGCUCAAUGUCAUGAAGUGUUUUCAAGUUAAUGGAACCAAAGAUGAUCUCGUCAAACCACAAACCUCUCUACCGGAUGUACAGGGCUUCCAGUUUUUGAGGAUGGAGUACUAUGGCGGCUCCCUAUGUGAGGUCUGGCAGAAUGUCACAACUGUGGGGAAUAAGAAAAACUCUUACACUCUGUGGGUGACCCGCACCGAGAGUGGUCCAGAUGCUACACCUUUACAUUAUGAGAUGAUGGGCUACAACACCCUGCUGGGGUCCCACUAUGACAAAUAUCUGGUGGACUACAAAGAAUAUAGUUCUCAUGUGGACCCCAAAGCCUUUUCACUUCCUGAAGGAAUGACUUGUGGAGGAUUCCCUGGCCCCGGAGUGGAACACCACAUACUUGCCAAUCCAAUGAAGGAACUCAUUCACACGUCUGCCGCUGGUCAUGCAGGGCACAUCUUUAACCAUUUCAAAGAGAAGUUUCAGCGACAGUAUGGCAGUGAGCGGGAGCAUGAGGAGAGGGAGCAGGCUUUUGUCAAUAAUCUACGGUACGUCCAUUCAAAGAACAGAGCAGGGCUGUCCUAUUCUCUGGCUCUGAACUCCCUGUCUGAUCGCACCAUGUCGGAAAUGGCUGUGAUGAGAGGAAGACAAAAGGGCAAAACUCCUAAUCUGGGGCGUCCUUUCCCUACAUUUUAUCAGAACGUGAAGGUGCCAGAGUCUCUCGACUGGAGACUUUAUGGUGCUGUGACUCCAGUGAAGGACCAAGCCAUCUGUGGCUCUUGUUGGAGCUUUGCCACUACUGGAACGAUAGAGGGCGCACUUUUUCUAAAGACUGGCUCCCUGCAGGUUCUGUCCCAGCAGGUUCUGGUGGACUGCUCUUGGGGUUUUGGCAAUAAUGGUUGUGAUGGAGGUGAGGAAUGGAGAGCAUACGAGUGGAUUAUGAAACAUGGAGGCAUUUCCACAACUGAGACUUACGGUGCUUACAUGGGAAUGAAUGGGUUUUGCCACCUGAACGAUUCCCAGCUCACGGCUCGUAUUCAGAGCUACACUAAUGUCACGUCCGGCGAUGCAGAAGCUCUGAAAGUGGCUCUCUUCAAACAUGGACCUGUAGCUGUCAGCAUUGAUGCAGGCCACCGAUCGUUUGUGUUUUAUAGCCAUGGAGUCUACUAUGAGCCUGCCUGUGGGAACACUACAGAUACUCUGGACCAUGCAGUGCUGGCCGUUGGAUAUGGCAGUCUGGGUGGGGAGCCGUACUGGUUGAUUAAAAACUCCUGGUCCACUUACUGGGGCAACGAUGGGUACAUCCUUAUGUCAAUGAAGGACAACAACUGUGGCGUUACCACCGAUGCCACGUAUGUGACUCUGUCCUAG
This is a messenger RNA of Knipowitschia caucasica, 1638 nucleotides long. The record is from the annotation of a GenBank genome assembly. Lineage: Eukaryota; Metazoa; Chordata; Actinopteri; Gobiiformes; Gobiidae.